UACAUAAUUUAGAGCGUAGGUACACUCUGGUACAGUACGACUUACGAGUACUUACUUUAACCAAAUGACCAGGAUGGCCACGUUGAACUAUGCGCGAUAUUAUCUACUAGCCGGUAAGCCACCAUGUUAUGAUGCUGGCAACGGGACGUAAACAGCGAGCAAGCAGGCGGCAGCCUGCUGAUGUCUGUUGUGAAUAUUUCAGUUUUUCCCGCCUGGAUGGUCGUGCUCUAUCCCACCGCUCGCUCGUUUACCUUUUCUUUUCUUUCCACUCAAAUUACCGUAUUUGCGGAUAUAUAUCGGGCAUACCGUGUAGUUCCGCACGAUAACCUUUGACGUCAGGUGGGAUCUGACAGCGCAGUGUUUUGGUGGGUUAUCCUGUUUCUUCAUCCGGUAUACGGCGGCAGCGCGCAGCCUUAUUGCUUGCUGAAUGCAACACCCUUUCAAUCAUGUAGCCAACCUGUCUAUAAUCCAAUCCGACGGCCGCAAUUACAUUAUUGGCAAAUUUGGAAACACAGGUGCCUUUAAUAUCCACAGAGGAGAAUAUGCCAUGGAUGUGGAGAUGAUCAAUAUGUGUAUGUAGAGCUGAGCGCGCGCGGCGCGGACGAGAUGCAUUUGCGGAAAUCCUGCAAUUUCAUCACAAGCAUCCAGUUGGUGUGACAAUUACGCGAUAUUAUCUAACCAGAAGCGAGAAUACUGUCGGCUUACGGAGUGGCGCUGUACGCUACAGUGCGCAGCUGUGCGGCUGUGUAAAAUCCAAAUUCCUCGCGCAUUUCUGAAAAUAAAAAACGUUUGAUAGGACAUCCCGGCUUGAAUUUACAGAAACAUGCAGGAAAACAACGCACAAGCAACCAGCGUGGACACGGAUAGCAAUGCAGGGGAAACCCGCAUUGAGAAUGUUUCUGUCCGAGAGAAGUCCAGAUCACGCAGUGAUCUGCGCGAUUCAGACCCUGUCGAUCCCAUUCCUCGCCGAUCGUUGUCCAUUGUCAGCAGUCGGAGUAAUACCAGCCAAAGGUCUCCAGAUGAAGAUGCAGACAGUCGUCGCAAAAGUGGUCAGAACGUGGAUGAUAGCGGAAGGGAAACGACAGAGAGAAAGCCGGCAUCGCCAGCCCAUUCGGAAAUCCCUUCGACGAGCGGCACCGGCUCUGCACCGCACACAUGCGAAAAGCCUCGUUUCAGGAAAGAAGAACAGGUGUACGUCAAAACAGUAACAUGCAUGGGAUCUGCGUGUGAUCCCUAUUGGUAUACCGGAAGGAUUAUCGGGGUGGGAAAAGGGAAUUAUGAUAAGCAUGAUGGCACAGCACCGGCUGUGGUCCCGUGUUACAAGAUCCAUUACCAUAAUUCCUCGUCCAGCUAUGACGAAUGGGUGUUCGGUGAUUGUUUAAUGUCAGCGACUUCUAUGGAGAAUCAGUAUUUAGCCGCACGUGAUAAUGCUCGAUAUUAUGCAAAAACCAAAUCGUCAUACAGUGUCCGGAAAGGUAAAAAGAAGGGACGGGACGACACGCCAAGCAGCGAUGCAUCGUAUCGUUCGUCUGUGGAAUCUGAGAAAGCUACAUCCCGUAAAAAGCGUCGCGGAAAAUAGUCGGUUUGAAAGAAGCGAGCAGUACGGUUGUCAUACCGUCGGCUUUCACAUGAUUUUGAGGGAUCAAAUUUCCUGAGUCCUGGCGAUACCGUAUCUGCUGCGCAAGCAUUCCUUCUUCGUCGGACCGAAUUACAAACAACGCGAAUGCUACAAAUAGAUCUGCGAGUUUUUUAUUUCUUUAUUCAACCGAGAAUCUCACCAAUAGUUUUGUAAAUUUGCAUUCGUAUUUUGUGUUGCUAAUACUUUGUGUUGCUAAUGUUAGCUCCAUUGCGCAUUAGAUGAAUGGUUUUAAUUUUUACUUUGCGCCAAAAUUUCUAAUAAGCCGUCAUAAGAUUUCAAUAUUAUUUCCUGUUGACUAAUUUGUCAGUUAUUUAGUGCUUGAACACAAUAUUUUGUGUACCUACUCAUUCACUAAACCUUCACCAGUAUUUCUCCCGGCGAUAGAUUUAUAGACCGUCGAUAAAUUUUUAAAAAUAGAUAACUUCGUAGCAGAUAAUGCCGUGCGCCUGUGGUUGAUAGCAGUG
This is a messenger RNA of Paramacrobiotus metropolitanus, 2103 nucleotides long. RefSeq lists its product as uncharacterized. The coding region runs from base 824 to 1579 and encodes 251 amino acids. The record is from RefSeq and is a predicted model, not a curated record. Lineage: Eukaryota; Metazoa; Tardigrada; Eutardigrada; Parachela; Macrobiotidae. The transcript is spliced from 5 exons.